AGCAGCCAGAGGAGGACCCAUGCGGGAUCCUCGGGCAACUUGUCGAGCCCGAGAUCACCUACAUGCAUGUCAAGGCCUGUUAUGAGAACGUGCCUUAUAACGCGACGGAGGCCAACAACGUGCUGUCGACGCUCUAUACACUCUACCGGGACUAUUACAUCUUUCUGGACUCGGCCAUGAAUCCCAAUCUGGAGAAGCCUUUUACGACCCCACCGGUCGAUAUUUUGGGUGGACUGGAUCUGAUCUCGAGACAGGAUUAUCAGGGCGACUUUUGGUUCCAGAACGAUGUGGAUCUCCUGGUGAGCAAGCUGAAUGAUGCCCAUGCGAAUUAUCUCGCAAACUGCUACCGGCACUAUCUCUUCGUGCAACCGUUCGAGCUCUACGCCCCAGUCGCCCACAGCAUUCAGACUGUUCGGAUAUUGGUAGACAAGAGCGGCCAAGAUCUCGAGGAUUGCCACGUCCUAACCAUCGACGGCGUCAACGCCCUCGACGCCAUCCAAUCCUACGUCGACCUCAACUCGGCGAUCUCCAAGGACGCGGGCGUGCGACUGAACAAGGCCCUGACCGCCCAGGUCUACGACUCUGAGAACCUACGAUGGGACUACCUCCCCGGGAUGUUCACCACCCGGGCCACCCUGCCCGAACGUCAGGCGAUGCUCUAUCAUGUCCAGUGCGCACCCUCGCCCGCGUACCCGGAUGGACGGGACCUGCAGCUGAAGGCGGAUUGGGAUGUCUAUCGACUAGUUUCGUGGAACGAGUUCGAUAGCACGGAAUCGUUCUUGACCCAGAAUUGUUAUAAGGAUACCGACCCUCGUUCGAAUGAAGAGACUCAGGCCUCGGCGUUGAAGCAGGGGCGUGCGGGAGAGAAGCAGAGGGAUACAGGAGAACCCAAGGAGAAGGAGAAGAAGAAGAAGAAGAAACGAUUCGCGUGGGAUGAAUCUCUCCAGGUGGCUGUGGAAACCCCUCGACUGGAGACCCUUCAUCCACUAUCAAAGCUCUCUAAGCGUCAGGAGGCUUUUGAUCCGGUCUCUCGAUUGAUCUACAACGGCACAACUACCGGAUUCUAUCAGCUCCUCAAACGACCAACGACCGGUGUCGUCGUCAUCCCGACCCAUUCGGUGAAGCUCGAUCUGGAAACCGACGUCUUUGUCGAGGGCUUCGAUCGGCUCUACAAGGUCGGAGUUCGCAACGUGAUCCUGGACCUGACCUCGAAUGGAGGCGGCUACGUCAAUUUCGCAUACGAUCUCGUCGACUGGAUGUUCCCCGUCGAUAACCACUCAUCCGUAUACCUGUCCGAUCUGAGAUCCUCCGCGAGCGCCAAGGCCCUGGCGCAGAGGGAUCUGGCAGAAGUCGAAUACGCAGGCUACUUUAAUCCGGAUUCGUUCUCGGACCCGGACACGAACGAGGACAUGUCAAAGAAUUUCUUCCUGGAUGACCAACUCCAGCGCAGGGUCAGUCGGCGAUUGGGUUACACGCCUUUGGUCUAUAUGAAUCAUAACCUCGGUGCGUUCGAGCUGGGCAUGCCCUGGCAACAUGAUCCCCAGCGCGUCGUCGUCAUGACCGACGGCUUCUGUGGGUCCGCAUGCGGGAUGAGUCUGAACCGGCUCAAGAACACGCACGGGGUGAAAUCCUAUGCGUUCGGUGGACGUGUCGGUGAGGAUCUCUCGCUCUUUUCCUUCCCGGGCGCAUCCGUCUACGGAUUGGACGCGAUCCUGAACGAUUUCGAGAACCUGGGGGUCGAUCCUCCGAUGAGCCGGUUGAGGUACAAAGGCACUUAUCGGGUUCCGAUCCUCGAGUUCUUCAUGGAGGGGGAUCCGGUCCCGAUCGAAUUCAAUCCAAAGUACUUCAAGGCAGACUUUCAUGUGGAUUAUACCCCGGUGACGGCAAGGCACCAUGAGGUGCUGUGGGAGAUUGUCGCCAAUAACCAUUGGAGGGCUGAGGGUGAGUCUGGAGAUCAUCCGUCGAUUGAGAAGCCGUCGGCCGGGAGAUAGAGCAAUUAUCUGUAUAAUAAUAGUAAUAAUAAUAAUAAUAAUAAUCGCUCUA
This is a messenger RNA of Gamsiella multidivaricata, 2043 nucleotides long. RefSeq lists its product as uncharacterized. NCBI's taxonomy places the organism in Eukaryota, Fungi, Mortierellomycota, Mortierellomycetes, Mortierellales, Mortierellaceae. The transcript has 3 exons. Gene Ontology annotation, biological process: proteolysis. The record is from RefSeq and is a predicted model, not a curated record. The coding region runs from base 63 to 1991 and encodes 642 amino acids. Gene Ontology annotation, molecular function: serine-type peptidase activity.